AUGUGCCAAAGGCCACAGUGGGACACAGACCUUCAGCUGACACCAGACCAGGAGAAUUUCAAAAAGAAUGAAGAAGUGAUGCUGAGCUGCCCUGAGGGUUUCAAGCCAUCCUUCAGCCAUGUCAAAUGUGCAACGAAGGUCCUGUCCAGCACCAACAGGAAACCUGUAUACACAGACUCAUGGGAGGGAAGGGACAUCAGAGGGAACUGGAUCCCCAUCAAGUCCAGAGUGGAGUGCAUCGAUGUCCUCCAGGUUAUCCCUGGGACCUUGGAGACUUCCAGCACCAGCAUCAAACUGAACUGGACCUGCAGGCUCCCUGACACCUGCCAGGAAAUGCUGGCCAUGUGCCGGCUGGCAGAGCACUCCUCAGCUCCCUGUGAGGCUGAGGAGGUGAAGGGAGAGGAGAGGCUACACGGCCAGGAGGGAACAUUCACUUGUCAGUCUCUUCAGCCUUUCACUCUCUACAGUGUCACCAUCUCCCUGCCCCCUAGCACCAUCCUGUACUCCUGGUUGGCCAGAACAGAAGAAACAGUGCCAGAUGCACCCGAGGACUUGCAGCUGGAUCCCAGCACGGGGUUCCUCAGGUGGAAGGCGCUGCCCCCAUGCAAAGGGGAGAUCCUUGGAUACCAGGCGGAGCAGUUCACCUGUGUGUGCUACAGCUUCUCCCUGGAGCCGGAGCUGGUGCCUCUGCCGGGCAGGAUGCACGUGGUUAUUGGAGUAGCAGUAGUAAUUGCACUUCUGGCACUGGGAAUUUUGCUGCUCUUCCUGCUUUUCAGGCGAACGUACAACAGUUCAGAAUCCUCAGAGACCAGCAGUGCAAUUCCCCUGCGAAUGUAUCGAGGAGGUGUGUGCAAACUGAACACACAGAUCCCAGUGGAGGAGCUGCUAGAGGCUGUGAAGAGUUUUAAGAGGGCAGAAAUAGAGGCAGAGCAGACAGAGGAUGAAACAGACAACAGGCACAGUGCUGGGCGUCUGAGAGAGUAUCAGCAACUGUCCUCCACUCUGUUGCAUCCCUGCAAUGCUGGGAAGGAGCUGUGUAAUCAGAGCAAGAACCGCUACAAGAGCAUCAUCCCAUAUGAUCACUGCCGUGUGGUGCUGCAGCCCUCUGGCCCAGGGAAUGACUACAUCAAUGCCAGCUAUGUGGAUAGCUACCGGAGUCCACGCUUCUUCAUCGCAGCUCAAGGCCCCUUGCCUGGGACAGUGGUGGAUUUCUGGCAGAUGGUCUGGCAGGAGAAGACCUCAGUCAUUGUGAUGCUGACUGGCUUAGUGGAGCAGAACAAGACCAAGUGUGAGCAGUAUUGGCCAGAGCAGGAGCAAGUCUAUGGGGACUUCACUGUGACACUCAACAACACCAGGGCCACCACAGGCCUUGUCACACGCAUCUUCUGCCUGCAGAAGGCAGGCUGUGCUCUCCCAAGAGUGGUAGAGCAGUUUCACUACCUGCUGUGGCCAGACCACGGGGUACCUAGAAACCCUGCGCAGCUCCUGUGCUUAGUGGAGGUGGUGAACAAGAGAGUGUUGGAAACAUCUGCGGGACCUGUGCUGGUGCACUGCAGUGCAGGAAUUGGGCGAACAGGCACAUUCAUCGCCUUGGACUUCCUCCUGAAGAUGGGGAAGGCUGAGGGGAAGGUGGAUGUAUUCCAGUGUGUUCAGAGGCUGCGGGAGCAGCGGGUCUGCAUGGUGCAGACCAAGGAGCAGUACACUUUCCUGUAUGAGGUGCUGCUUGAAGGCUUGCUCUGUGGCAACACCAGUGUCCCAGUAGAGAGCAUCGCCAGCCAUAUCUACGGCCUUCAAGAAGCUGAGACCUCAAAGCACGACAGUGUCCUUGAGAAGGAGUUCAAGGCCCUGCAGAAGUUUUCUGAGUUGUUCCAGCUCCUGCCAUGCAGAGAAGCAGAGAAACCCAGCAACCAGCCCAAGAACCGCAAGCCAGGGAUCCUGCCAGCCGAUUCCUGCCGGCCCAUCCUGAUGUCCUCGCUGAACGCAGACGGCUUUCCAGGUUACAUCAACGCCGUGUUUGCCAACACAUACACCGAGGAGGACAGACUCAUCGUCACCCAGCUGCCUUUCCCCACCACGCUGGUGGAUUUCUGGGCUCUGGUCUGGGAUUACACAUGCACGUCGGUGGUUGUGCUGAACCAGCUUGAGGAGCUGGACAAGACUUACGUGGACUUCUGGCCCACCCAGGCUGAAGCUACCUAUGGGCGUUUCCAUGUCCACCUGAUCUCAGAGGAGCCUGGAGCUGGCUUCACAGCCUGGACACUUGCUGUCACCAACAGACAGCAGCCCAAGAAGUCUGCACUGGAAGUCCGGUUCUGGCAACUGAAGGACUGGCCUCUGCAGCAGCACCUUCCCCCGUACCCUGCCACCAUAAUCAGCCUGCUAGGGAAGGUGGAGACACACCGUCGGCAGAGCCAAGACGGACAUAUCCUCGUCACCUGCUCGGAUGGUGCCAGCCGGAGCGGGAUUUUCUGUGCUGCUAGUUUCCUGUGUGAGCAGAUCCAAAGCGAGGGGCUGGUGGAUGUAUCCCAGGCUGUGAGGAUGCUGAAAAAGCGGCGGAGACAGCUCAUUAAAGACGUGGAGCAGUAUGGGCUCUGCUACGAACUAGCCCUCAGUUACCUGAACUCAUUUGAAACCUAUGGGAAUUUCAAGUAG
Molecule: messenger RNA, 2652 nt
Organism: Chaetura pelagica (chimney swift)
Lineage: Eukaryota; Metazoa; Chordata; Aves; Apodiformes; Apodidae
Product: receptor-type tyrosine-protein phosphatase T-like
Exons: 22
Coding region: 1-2652 (883 amino acids)
Biological process (GO): protein dephosphorylation
Molecular function (GO): protein tyrosine phosphatase activity; protein binding
Source: RefSeq, a predicted model, not a curated record